AUGAGCACGCAAAAGGUGGCAGAUGAGGCUCUUGGCAAAGCCGUUCGAUGGCACAUCUUCAACUAUCGAAAAGCUCUCAUUGUCGUGGCUGUCGGUAUUGUGUCUGUGAUUGCUGGUACUACUUAUCUUAUUAUACGAAACACACAAAAACGCAAGAAAGAAAAAGAGGACAAACCAGGUACACUCACCUACACAGUCAGUAAAGUUAUAGUGCACCCGUCGAAAAGCAAAACCUCGUGGACAAAUCGCAGUGAAUCGGACACAUCAAUAGAGGCAAAAACUAGCAAGGAGCUGGAGUCAGGUCAAAUUAUCACCCCAAAAACAAGGACGAAAAGAACAAAAUCCAUGGAUUGGGAACUUCCUUUUUCGUGGAAGGACGGAGCUUUCUCGAAAUUUGCUCCUGGAAAGAGGAAACAGUCGCCAACGCAUCAGCUUGCGAAAGAACAAGAUGAGACGAAGGCGCUGUCGGCUCUCCCAACGGUGAACGACGGAAAAGCCAAGAAUACCGGAAACGACAUCAUAACCAAGUCAAAUAGGCAAAACGUGGAAGUACCUGAAGAAAAGGAAAAUGCUGAAAUCAGCGUCUCCAUGAAAUCAACGAAGAGUGGGCAGUCGAAAACCAAUGCAAAACACCAAUGA
Molecule: messenger RNA, 639 nt
Organism: Angiostrongylus costaricensis
Lineage: Eukaryota; Metazoa; Nematoda; Chromadorea; Rhabditida; Metastrongylidae
Source: the annotation of a GenBank genome assembly